Phytophthora infestans T30-4 is the source of this 1425-nucleotide messenger RNA. RefSeq names its product serine protease family S10, putative. Lineage: Eukaryota; Oomycota; Peronosporomycetes; Peronosporales; Peronosporaceae. Gene Ontology annotation, molecular function: serine-type carboxypeptidase activity. The record is from RefSeq and is a predicted model, not a curated record. Bases 1 to 1425 code for a protein of 474 amino acids. The transcript has 4 exons. Gene Ontology annotation, biological process: proteolysis.
AUGACCAAGGGGUCUGAGUUCACGCCUGUAGAAAGAGGCCAGAUUUGUGGGCUUCGCGAGGCAGUCCAGGCCAUUUAUGGCUCCACCAGCAGCAAGCUUAAGAUCAAGCGUUGUCUGAUCAUCCUGGGCAUUGCAACUGCAGUCAUUUUGGCUGCAUUAAGUGUGUGGUGGCUAUUCUUCGUCGACCACGAGGCUGCGUCAGUCGAAUUCAUCUGUGGUGACACUAAGAACGAGGCCGGGUACAUCAACCUACCCAACAAGAACGACGACCAUUACUUCUACUGGUUCUUUGAGGCAAAGCACAAUGCGAGUACCGCGCCCCUGGUCAUUUGGUUGACGGGGGGGCCCGGGGGGUCAAGUCUACUGGCGCUAUUCAAAGAGAACGGUCCGUGCCGUAUCCAACCAGACCUCACGACGAAAGUGCACCCGUACUCAUGGACAUAUGAAGCCAAUAUGAUCUGGCUGGAUCAACCUACAAGCGUCGGGUUCUCGUACAGUUCUGGAGGAGACCACGACUACAACGAGAAGGACGUGGGACGGGAGUUCUUUUUAACUGGUGAGAGCUACGGAGGACACUACGUCCCCGGAGCAGCACAUUACAUUUGGCAGCAGAACAAGAAGAACGACACUAACGCAAAGAAGAUCAAUCUGCAAGGCAUCGCAAUUGGCAACGGAUGGACGGAGCCAGCUGUGCAGCACCUGCACGCUCCUGAUAUGCUCGACAACUCGUACAACGUCACGCUGCUCGAUGAAGCGGCAGCUGAGCAAUUCAAGAUUGGCGCUGCUAAAUGCGCAGAGCUAACGCGCGAGUGCCAACAGUCUCUCACUGAAUCAUCUUGUGCCCAGUCGUACCAAUACUGCUCCGAUCACGUUUUUCUUGCGCUUUCCGCCAACCAAACUGGUCGUAACCCGUACGACAUAAGGGAACGCUGCGACUGGGUGGACUUUGGUUUUUGCCACGGUGUGCCACUUCUCGAGGAAUUUCUCGCGCAAGAUUCAGUGCACAAGUAUCUGAACGUGGAUCGUGACUGGGUCGGGGGCAGUGACGAAGUGGGCGACAACUUCGUCGCAGACUACAUGCAAUCGUUCGACAAUUAUGUAGCAGAUCUACUGAACGAUGGCGUUCGAGUGCUUCUAUACGUCGGUGACGCUGAUACGAUGUGCAACUGGUCGGGUAACAAAGCCUGGAUCGACGCACUCGAGUGGAAAGGCAAGGAGGAAUUCAACGAUGCAGAGGACAAGUCGUUGAUGACACAAGACUUGCUUAACCCAGAUGCUGCUCUUUUGAAUGCUGGCACUGCGAGAACUUUCGAGAACCUCGCUUUAGUGCGCAUUUUUAACGCAGGCCACAUGGUGCCGACGCACCAACCUGCCGCGUCCUUAGAUCUCAUAACUAAGUUCUUCAAGAAUGAAGUGCUUGGAUAA